Messenger RNA from Synchiropus splendidus (mandarinfish), 2843 nucleotides. Its product is annotated as solute carrier family 25 member 36-A. Gene Ontology annotation, biological process: pyrimidine nucleotide import into mitochondrion. The coding region runs from base 457 to 1392 and encodes 311 amino acids. The record is from RefSeq and is a predicted model, not a curated record. The transcript has 7 exons. NCBI's taxonomy places the organism in Eukaryota, Metazoa, Chordata, Actinopteri, Syngnathiformes, Callionymidae. Gene Ontology annotation, cellular component: mitochondrion. Gene Ontology annotation, molecular function: pyrimidine nucleotide transmembrane transporter activity.
GUCAUCCAAAAUAAAUGAGCGAUCACGUGAGGGAGUAGUGAAGGGGCGGGACAUCGUGAAUUAUUAACCAAUCAGAGGGUCUGUUUUGCGGGCGCACACUCGACGAUAAACAGUGGGAGCGGAACCGCGGAGAGGGCAUUCUGAGAGGCUACCACAGCCCUUCUGAGCCAAACUGGAAGGCAACUUGAAGACUGGAAUUACUCAUCAUCCACACUCCAUGAAGACGACUGUUUUAAGUGAAGAUGAGCGGAACCAGCGGUCCUCAUAGCCGCACUGGAGCGCCCUAGCUAACGUGCUAGCUCCAUUAGCCGUUACAUACCCUCGUUGGUUCCACGCAGCUGACCUCCACAGCAGACAUCACAAUAUCAUUUGUUUUUGAAGCUGGUGCUGUUUUAGCACCACUACUCCAAGUCCUUUCCGGCUGUCUCCGUGAUUACCUCACGAAUAUGAUACACAAUGAGCCAAAGAGACACCUUGGUUCAUCUGUUUGCUGGAGGAUGUGGCGGCACGGUUGGAGCCAUACUCACCUGUCCCCUGGAAGUCGUGAAAACUCGUCUUCAAUCGUCUUCCAUAACGCUCUAUGUUUCUGAAGUUCACCUCAGCACCGUCAAUGGGGCCAGUGUGGCCCGAAUGACUCCUCCUGGUCCGCUGCAUUGUCUCAAGUUAAUAUUAGAAAAGGAAGGGCCUCGUUCCCUUUUCAGAGGGUUGGGGCCAAACCUUGUGGGUGUUGCACCUUCUCGAGCCAUUUACUUCGCUGCUUACUCAACUGCCAAAGAGAAGCUUAACGGUGUGUUGGAACCGGACUCCACGCAAGUUCACAUGGUUUCCGCUGGGAUGGCAGGUUUUACAGCCAUCACUGCCACCAAUCCUAUAUGGCUCAUAAAGACCCGCCUGCAGCUGGACGCAAGGAACCGAGGGGAGCGACGGAUGAGUGCGUUUGACUGUGUGAGACGGGUGUACAAGUCAGACGGCCUGCGAGGCUUCUACAGGGGAAUGUCAGCUUCAUACGCCGGCAUCUCAGAGACUGUUAUCCAUUUCGUGAUCUAUGAGAACAUCAAACGGCGCCUUCUGGAAGCCAAAGCGCCGCAGAAUGUGGACGAGGAAGAGGAGGCAUCGAAAGACGCGUCGGACUUCGUGGGGAUGAUGCUCGCUGCUGCAACUUCCAAGACCUGUGCCACAUCCAUCGCUUAUCCUCAUGAAGUGAUUCGUACCAGACUACGGGAGGAAGGCUCCAAGUACCGCUCCUUCUUCCAGACUCUAACCACGGUGGCCAGGGAGGAGGGGUACCGGGCCCUGUACCGUGGCCUCACCACACAUUUAGUACGACAGAUCCCAAACACUGCCAUUAUGAUGUGCACCUAUGAGCUUGUGGUAUACCUUCUGAACGGUUAGAAGCUCCUCCUACCUGCAGACUGUCCAACGUGAAGGGAGACAGUGAUCUCGAGCGCCACCUGGAGGCUCACCUGCUGCUCCGCAAAAUGUCUUUUGGGGGCACUUGUUGAAAAUGAAUCGCACAAGAAGAAUUAAUUCAACUUACUUUUGGGAUCAUUGUUUUCAUAUGGACAUUAUUUUUAUUUUCCACCUUUAUUCGCUUAAUGCUCUGUCUGCUUGUUCUCUGAAACAAGUCUAUACUGCCGCUAACAAAUUCUUAAGUGGAAGCCCAACUGUUGAUGCCUAGAAGAUGAAGUUUAUCUGAUGCAGCAAGGUCGAGAGGGUUUGGCUGAAAUGUGACGCAGAGGAAGUGAAGAGACGUAGUUGUACACUGGUUCUAAUUCAGUAUACUGUUGUAGAAAACAGCUUCUCAAAUGUCACUUAUCAAAUAGAUGUCCCAAAAUGUCCCUUUUUUUUUUUUUUUUUUUUUUUUAACACACCAUUUUUAACUACUGGAAUGUGAAACACUGACCCACUUUUGUAAUUACGUAAAUCUUUUAUUUUAAUGUAACAUGGAGAUAUAUAUAUGAAUAUAUAUAUAUAGAUAUGAACAGUGACAUAAAUACAUACCUUAUGUGAUUUUGUGCCAUUUGUCUUCGCAGUAAAGAUAAAUGAAACAUCCACUUCGUCAUUGCCCGCCAUUUUUGUCUUCAUGCACUUUCUGUCAAAUUCGAAUUUAACCACAGCCAAGACCAGACAAUCCCUUGCUACACAGUGUGAAUGAAGUAUCACAAAAGUUGUUCUUUUCUAAUGCUUAUAUUGCUUUCAGUUGCUUGGGAGGGAAAUGUUUGAAGGGUUUUCACCUUUUUAGAAUACAUUUUCUUUUUUAGGUUUAGAUUUAAGUGUGAGUCUUUUUGGAUGUGUCCUGAUCCAUCGCUUACAUUUGACAGAUGCUAACAUUAAUAUUUGUGAAAAUUUGCACUUAAUUUUUCACAUGGAUCAUGACAUCAAAUGCAAGACUUCUUAUCUCGUAUACGAUGCUAUUGUCUGAAGUCUAUAAUAAUGUAGACAAUAAUCUUGAAAUUACUUACAUGUGAAUGGUGGGUGUAUUAAUUCCCGCAGUUAGCAUCAUGGUACAUUUCAGAUAUCUGAAAAUUCAGUUGAAUCAUAGCAAAUAAUUUAGAGUGUUUGGUACUACACUCUGUUAUUGUUUUACACGCCGUGGUCAUUUUCUGUACAGGCAUGUUCCAGUGAGUGAUGUGAAUGUUUGCCUCCAUGACAAUCACCCUCUCCCGUGUUGUCUUUUAGUGUGUGAGAAAUUGUAUGAAAGAACCUUGAAGGAGCCUCUUCAAACACAGUGUUCUCAACCCUCCUUGUGUUUCUUUUUCAUGUUGGCAUUGAUGAGUCAGCAGGAAGGUCUGGCUCCAUCUGCAUUCUGUCAAACAAAAAAGUCAAUAAAAUGGAAGCGUCAA